Plectropomus leopardus (leopard coralgrouper) is the source of this 1694-nucleotide messenger RNA. Its product is annotated as protein THEM6-like. The record is from RefSeq and is a predicted model, not a curated record. Lineage: Eukaryota; Metazoa; Chordata; Actinopteri; Perciformes; Serranidae.
CAGACUCAUGUUGAAUUGUGUGCAGGACUGAAUGCUGUCGACUCGGCAGAUUUGAGUGGAAAUAGGAGGAAUCAGACAGCAGGGAUGUGGUGGGUGCUGUGGGUGCUCGCCGCCUUGCUGGCUCUCUUCUGCACUCUGGAUGUGUGGUACUUCCUCCGGGCAGCUGCUGUGAUCCUGCGGGCCUGGUUCCAGCCUCCGAUCUGGGACGUCACGGCAGAGCAGAUCCGAACAGGCCGGGUCACUUCCAACGACAUCGACAUGUGCCACAUGAACAACGCUCGUUACCUGCGGGAGUGUGACUUUGCCCGCUUCUCUCUCUACAUGCGUAACGGCGUGUUCAAGGCGCUGCGAGCGCUCGGAGCCUCAAUGGUCGUGGGGGCCACCACCAUCCGUUACCGCAGGGCUCUGUGUAUAGGUGAGGGGUACGAGCUGCGGAGUCGCAUCGUCACUUGGGAUGACAAAGCCUUUUUCCUGGAGCAGAGAUUUGUGUCAACGAAAGAUGGGUUGGUGUGUGCCGUCAUGUACUGCAAGCAGAGCGUCAUACGCAGCAGCCCAGACAAGAUCAUGCAGCACCUGUGUAAACGGAAGGUGGAGUGCCCUGAGUUUCCAGACGACCUUCAGCACUGGGUCAACUUCAUCUCGGCCAGCAGCCAGGCCCUCAGAGCCGAGAGUGGACUAGACGAGAAGGACAAAUAACAUAUUGCAAGGGAAGCUUUAAGACUGGCCUUUUGUCGGAUGUUUGAUUUACCAGCUCAGGAUUUACAAGACAGUUUUCGUCUGACUGUAACACACUUGUGCCUACACAUCUGAAAGCAGGCUCUAAACCUCAGUACUUAGCCAUGUCAACACUGGAAGAAUUUGCACACCAGAUUUUUUGGAGAUGCUGAAAACUGAUUACUAAUUCAGGAAUAAAGUAAUACGACUGUAUGAAGUCUAUCUUAGUCCUAUUGAUGCAAUAGUUAAAGAGGAACACCACCUAAAAUUGGGAAUUUUGGUGUUAUUUCCACAGUUUAUGAAAUUUCAAUCAGUAUUUGUGAACAUGAGCUACUCUCUCUCAAAGCCAGAAAACAGAGAAGGAAGUCUCAAACUUGUGACGUCACAGGGUAUCAAGUCCAUGCCGCUCCAUAGACAGUCAAUGGGAGCCUGAUUUUGUGGACCUACAGAAUUUUGGUUUUCUUUUUUAUGCGCAGAUGAGCUUUUUUUCUAUUGCGUUGUCAGUUCAGAAACAGAAAAAAUACCCAUAUAACCAGAACAUCCUCCUGGUUGCUCUCAGUAUCAUAUAACAUUUUUCCCGAUUCAUUGUAUUUAGAGCAGCUCCAGACUUCAUACCCUAUAACAUCACAAAUUUUAGUUUCAGCAUUGUAGAGUUUUGGGGGAGGGUUGUUCAUGUUAUUAUUUUUUGGGCUGUCUUAGGUGAUAGGAUUUUUUUUUUUAGGAAUUUUGAAGAAAAAGAUGUUGUUUGCCUUUAAUAAUGACUACUUUAACAGAGACAGAACCUGUAUAAUUGAGACACCAUAUGCAAUAUUUACAUUUAAAAUUGUUUUAACUUUAAAAGAAGAAGAACUGAAUGAUUAAAACUUAUGUCUUCACCAUGUUGAAUGAUAGGAGAAUACUAUUGUAAACAUUUUACCCCCAAAUAUGGGGUGAUUUUGAAUUUGUUUUCUAGUAAAUUUGUAAUAAAAGAAAUAAAUCUA